AUGUCGCGACUCUUCCUCAUCAUCGUGACGGUCGGCGUCGUCGUCACGCUGGACUUUCGUUACCACGGCAACAAGGAGAUGGAACAUUACCUCUUACGGGUCAACGCCUCCAACCCGGACAUUGCUCACCUGUACAGCAUCGGACGAUCGGUCGCAGGUCAAGAGCUGUGGGUGUUGGCUUUGGGUCAGAGCUCGCGCCGUCACACCGUCGGCAUCCCCGAGUUCAAGUACGUGGCCAACAUGCACGGAAACGAGGUGGUGGGCCGCGAACUGCUUCUGCAUCUGACGGACGACCUGGUGCGCGGCUACCGCGGCAACAAGACCUGGUCCGUACGGAUACUGAACAGCACGCGCGUCCACUUCCUGCCCACCAUGAACCCGGACGGUUUCGACCAGGCCGAUACCAGUUGUUACCUCGGCCAGGGAAGAUUUAACCGUAACGGCGUGGACCUGAACAGGAACUUCCCCGACGCCUUCGCCGAACGGCGGAACUCGGAAGAGGCCGGCAGAGAGGCCGAGGUCCGGGCCGUGAUGGGCUGGUUGAGGACGGAGACUUUCGUCCUCUCGGCCAACCUCCACGGCGGCGCCCUGGUGGCCAGCUACGCCUACGACAACAGCGACGGAGGCGGCGAGCUGGUGGGCGGGGCCAGCCUCACGCCGGACGACGACGUCUUUGUCCACCUGGCCAAGGUGUACUCGCACAACCACGCCAACAUGCGCCAGGGGGAGCCCUGUGGCGACCAGCCGCCCUUUCGGGACGGAAUCACCAACGGGUACCGGUGGUACCCGCUCGCAGGCGGCAUGCAGGACUACAACUAUGUGUGGGCUCAAUGUUUGGAGGUGACCUUGGAGGUGUCCUGUUGCAAGUUCCCCCCCGCCGACAGACUCCCCGUCCUGUGGACGGACAACAGGAAGAGCCUGCUGGCCUUCAUGCGGCAGAUCCACUUGGGGGUUAAAGGCCGGGUGCUGGACGGCUCGGGAGCGGCGGCGCCGAACGCCGCGGUGGAGGUGACCGGUCGCCACAACAUUCGUCCUUUCAAGACGGACAAACGCGGAGAAUACUACAGACUGCUGCUGCCCGGGAACUACACUUUUACCGUGACGUUCCCCGGUCACGAGAUUCUGACCGAGAGUUUUUGGGUCCCUUACGGUCCGGACGGCUAUUCGGCGCUGACGCACGACUUUCUGUUGCGUCGAAUCGAGCCCUCGUCCGCUCGCCCUUCGUCCCCCGGGUGGGCGCUCGGUUUGACGCUGGCUCUGUUGGGCACCGUCGGCUGA
Nerophis lumbriciformis (worm pipefish) is the source of this 1278-nucleotide messenger RNA. The record is from RefSeq and is a predicted model, not a curated record. Lineage: Eukaryota; Metazoa; Chordata; Actinopteri; Syngnathiformes; Syngnathidae.